GAGUUUCGGAGCAGCUCCCUUUUGCUUACCUACUAAUCCUUCAGCGUUAUAACUAAAUCUCCCAAUCUUGCUGUCGUCAAUCAACUCUUCCGAAUCUUGCAAACCUCUGGGGAUAAUUAAAUUCCAAACUCAUUUCCUUGGAUUAUCUCUUGCUCAUUCUUCUAAACCAAACUCGUUCCUGCUCUGUCGUCUCCCAUUAUUAUAAACCAAGAAAUCACAGAGAGGAAGAAGCUGUCGGUAUUUGCUGACGAACCAGGCAAGGGUUGUUCAUGCGACCCUUUCGCCAGGAUCUUGCCCCCUUUCUCGGAUAUCCCUAGCUGGUGAGGUUGGUCUUGUGCUAAAUCUCACCUGGGUUCUCCUCGCCUUGCUCCAGCGAGCCAGCCGGCUUUGGGUAUUUCUUCGCUUCUUCCUUUCUGGUGGGAUUCUCCGCCAUUCCGGAGCUCAAAUCCAACCAGGGGAUUCGUGGUUUCCCGGCGCCCCCAAGAAUCUCGGUGGGCGAUUCGUGCCAGCAUUUCGUGGAGCGCCCGGCUCCGUCUUCUCGUUUUUCCGCCAUUCCUCGCCGCUGCUAAAUCCUGUUCCAGGGUUUCUCUCCUCUCCUCUCUGCCUAGGGUUCUCUAGUCUUCCUUACCCCCCAUCCAAUUGCAGUUUGGACGCACAUGGCGGGUCGCUGGUAUCCAUGAGCACUCAACAUGUUAAUUUACUUUGGGCAAGAAGGAGGACCAGAAACCGGCAGUAGGUUCUUGUGUUGCAACCUACAAGCACAAAAUGUUUCGCUACUUGCAGCACCCAUACUCGCUUAAGGGUGCCAAGGUGGCACCACUACCGCCGCGGCAGAGUCUCGUGUUCCUCAUCGCGCUCUUCGGUCUCUACGUAUGCUACCUCUCCUUCAACCAGAUAAGGCUAGAGAACAAAGGAGAGGAAAGCGGUGCAGAAGAACAGACAGGGCAUGUUUGCACAAGGCCUGUUAUUCCUGAUGAGGAGCUGCCGUAUGUGCACUUCCCAAAACCAGAGGGUUAUAACAGGGCGGAAUGCUCGUGUACUCCUGUUCGGUUUUUUGUGAUCGUGUCGAUGCAGAGAUCAGGAAGUGGAUGGUUUGAGACACUGCUAAAUAGCCACCCUAACAUCAGCUCGAACGGCGAAAUAUUUAACAGAAUGGAUAGGAGAGAAAAUAUAUCAUCUGUCAUACAGGCACUUGACAAACUGUAUAACUUGGACUGGUUCACGAGUGCGGCAAAAAAUGAGUGCACGGCUGCAUUUGGGUUCAAGUGGAUGCUAAAUCAGGGGUUUAUGGACUAUCAUGAUGAUAUACUUAGUUAUUUGAACAAGAAGGGUGUCUCUCUGAUAUUUCUAUUCAGGAGAAACACAUUGCGCAGACUUAUCUCUGUAUUGGCCAACAACUAUGACAGAGAUGCAAAGCAACUGAAUGGAACCCACAAAUCUCAUGUUCACUCGGAAGAAGAGGCUGAGAUACUAGCGAAAUUCAAACCAGAACUGGACGUGUCAACUCUGAUUUCAAACAUCAGGGAUGUUGAGAAGUACAUGGGAGAUUGCCUGGACUACUUCAACACGACACGGCGCAUGAUCCUCUACUACGAGGACAUAAUCAGCAACAGAAAUGCAUUACUCCAGGUGCAAGAAUUCCUGGGCGUUCCAGUGAGGAAACUGGUCAGCAGGCAGGUGAAGAUUCAUACACGUCCGCUUCCAGACCUUGUCAGGAACUGGGAGGAUGUGAACAGCAAACUCAACGGGACAGAGUAUGCGCGCUUUCUGGACGGCGCAGAUUACCUGAAGUGAUGCAUUCUUGGUUCUGAUGCAAGUUCAGGAUCAUUGGCAAGGGGGUUGUAAUUUCAACAGGAUUGAUUCGUUUGUAGUGCAAAUGAGUAGUGAAAAAUGCCUGAAGAUGGGAGGGAUCGAGAUGGAAGUAGUAGGGAAAACUGUACAGUUCUUACAGCUACCUUUUCAUUUCUUUUGUGCUUUCUACUAACUAAUCUGUGAGCUACAUCGAAGUGGCUCACUCAUUGGAUU
Messenger RNA from Lolium perenne, 2025 nucleotides. RefSeq lists its product as uncharacterized. The record is from RefSeq and is a predicted model, not a curated record. Gene Ontology annotation, molecular function: sulfotransferase activity. NCBI's taxonomy places the organism in Eukaryota, Viridiplantae, Streptophyta, Magnoliopsida, Poales, Poaceae.